This is a messenger RNA of Cololabis saira (Pacific saury), 305 nucleotides long. Its product is annotated as aminopeptidase N-like. The transcript is spliced from 3 exons. The annotation marks the transcript as partial. Gene Ontology annotation, cellular component: cytoplasm. Gene Ontology annotation, biological process: peptide catabolic process; proteolysis. The record is from RefSeq and is a predicted model, not a curated record. NCBI's taxonomy places the organism in Eukaryota, Metazoa, Chordata, Actinopteri, Beloniformes, Belonidae. Gene Ontology annotation, molecular function: metalloaminopeptidase activity; peptide binding; zinc ion binding.
AAAGUACCAGCGGGACACAACGACCAGUAUAACCAGAUAAAUGCCAUCGGCAUGGCCUGCAGGAUGGGGGUGGAGGACUGCAGGGACCUGACCAGGACCUGGUUCAGACUCUGGAUGCAGAGUCCGGCUCACAACCCGAUCCAUCCCAACCUGAAAAGCACCGUUUACUGCAGCGCCAUCGCCUUCGGCGGCGUGGCGGAGUGGGACUUCGCCUGGGAGAUGUACAGGAACGCCACGCUGGCGUCAGAAGCGUCCCGGCUCCGGGCGGCCAUGGCCUGCACCAAAGCCCCCUGGCUCCUAAACCG